GUAUGUCUUAUCUUGGUCUGCAGGGGAUGAUCAAAUAACAGAAUCGCGUAUUAUUCUCUUUUACCCUCUACCAAACAGCACCUUUGUAUAUAGCUUAAUUGGAAACGAUCAGAACAGAAUAUAUGAAUUGUAAAAUUGAAGAAUAUGAAGGAUAACAUCAAUUGAAAAGAAUUAACUGGUAAAGUUUAAACAUUGUGAAGAGAGCUAUGAAACAUAAAUAAUAAUAUUUACGCGCGUUGUUUAGGGAAAGAACAGUUCUUUGAGUUAAAAUUAUGCGUUAUUCAAUUGCUGGAUUUCUCAACUUUCAAUUCGUUUCUAUCAUAGUGACCAAUAUCCUCAGAAAGACAUAAAUUUUCUUUAUCGUGGUAGAGCAAAAAAUAAAUGUCUUUGAACUUAAACGCUUAAAGUGUACAAUUAUCUACCUCGCCUACAACUUGGAGACGGCGUGUAAGUUGAAAAAGUAGAAGUUCAUGCUUUCACUCGUGUUUUUUCGUUAUCCUAUUUACAUAUGUUUAUUGGCUUUUUGUGUUAUUCGUACCCUUCUUGCUUUUUGGGUGUUGUUGGUUUCUUUCAACUACUCAAAAGCAAUGCAAAAUGAACUCCUGUUUCAAUUUUUAGAGCAUGAUUUAUCGCAACCUAGGUUGCUCAAAGUCGAAUUGAAAUUAUGGGAAAAAUAAUACAAAAAUCCUUGCUAUAAAACAAAAAAACAACUUUUUUCAGAAGUAAUUACAUCACGGCUUCAAUGUUUUCUUGCUCAUUCUAAAUGCAGCCACUCUUCCGUUAGUAUGAUAUUGUUACUUACACCUCUUCAUUUCGUCUUCCCUACCCUAACGGGCUUUAUUUACCGAAAAUUACUUAUGUCUAAACGUGGAUAUUCCGACUAAUGACAUCUAGAAUCUCUUACUUUUCACCACUCAUAUUAGACAUAGCCAAACACGUGCAAUGCUUCCUUACUGUCUAUUUAGAUUUUGAGUUCUAUAUAAAGUCUUUGGUAAGAGCGUAAAGUUUGUUUGGUACAAGUGAUUCUCCUAUAAAAAAUCGUCCAAUAUUCGUGGAACGUGAGAAAUCACGACGAACUACGGUUGAAAAAGGUUAUAGGCCGUCGUCUAAUAGCAGUUUGGAAUUGCAUACGGUCUUAUACUCUUGCAAAAAAAAAAAAAACAAAAAAACAACUAUAACGUGAUCCCUAUUUAAAGUUGAUGAAAUCAACAGAAUUCUAAAUAUUUAUUACAACGUUUCAUUUAACUGGCGUCAUAUUCAAUCCCCCAAGUUUCAAGUCAUUUUAUAAAGAUUCGGCUUUCAUAACGUUUUCUUACUGAGUUGUUUGUUUCCCUUAGUUGAAUCAAUGGCAGUACAAUUCCCUCUCAUUUCGUUAAGAGGCAUCAAGUUUCUGCCGAGUCAAGCGAUAUCUCGUGCUUACCCCUGUUCGUGUACUCGAGGAAUUUCAUCAUCUCUUUCUCUUUCACUUUCACAAAAAAACCGUAUAUUGAACGAGGGUGUGAGAAACUUGCAAUAUGCCUCGUUUUCGACUGUAUCAAGGUCUCGCAGACUAAGAGGCGCAAUCUCCAAAGGCUAUUUUUCAAAGCAAUACAGUGCCAAAAGCAAUUCCGAUUCAAUCUCGUCAGGUGUCGGUUCUAGAGGGAACUUCCCCAACAAGUAUAAAGAUACGGUCUAUUUUGGUUAUAAGCCUAAUGUCUUUGCCGGAAAAGAAGAACAGAAAAAGAAAGUAAUUGACUGCCUCCGAAAUGAACGGAAAUCAAUUCCUGAUGGGUCAAUUGAAGACGAGGUAUAUCGUUUUUAUGAUCAUAUAGGGUUAGAUGACUAUUACUUUCAAAUGGAACCUAUGGAAGCGAUCGCUGAACAUAUUGAAAUCAUUUAUGCUGCUAAAGUAGCUGCUCGUGCGUCUCAUGCAAGAGAAGAACUCAAUAUUCACGUUAAAAAUGAGAAUGAUGACUCCGCUAUUUAUUUGGAUAGUGCUCCUGUUACACAGAUGGAAUUGGAUAAAUCUCAUGAAAUAGAACAGGCCAUUUCUAAGCGUUACUUGGAUAACCCAAAAGAUGAUGCCCCGUCUUUUCGCCUUGAGUCAUUCACCUCAACCGCCAACAUUGACCGUGCUAGUACAGAAAAUUCUAACAUUCACACCUUUCUCGUGACCAAAUGUAAUUUCAUUGACCCCUCUAACAGUAUAUCUUCCUCACAAGAGAUUCCCAAAAUUGCUUGGGUUUCAGACCAAACGUUUUUGGAAAAGGCCUCCGAGCAAACUAUUCAAAUGUACCAAAACGUAAUGGAUACCGUGCUAACUCGUUUCGGUCCCGCUGUUGGUGUGUUUGAGCAUCAACAGCGUUCUGAAAUCCGUUUGGUUAUCGGUUAUCGUCGUGGAUCCAUUAUGAGAUACUUUCCUUCAAUCUCAAAUCUGCUCCGCUACUACGGUUUGUCUUCAUUUCGAACAUAUAUUGAGCAAUUUAGUAAUGGUGUAACCAUCAUCAGUUACAACUUUAAAUCUGAAAGUUUUAAGAAUGCAGCCAGUUCUUCCUCUGUUGAGGAGCUUUUCGAUCAAAUUACAAAGGAAGCUUCUCUUUUAUACUGUUUACCUUAUACUGAUAUCGAUUCCAUGUUCACGUCUUCCAAGUUAUCCAUCCAAGAGGUUGCUUACGCUCAUAGUGUCCGUGUAUUUUCUGAGCAUGUAAUGAAUAAGCUUGGCAGCGAAUACACAAGUUUAUCAGCUAUUCUUGACCAUUCAAAUCACCUUCAUGUUGAGAUUUUGGACACAAUUAAGCGCCGCCUGUCAGUUCUUGCGUUUACUCGUACUAAGAUCCAUGAUAUAAUAGUUAAAUAUCCUCAACUGGUUCGCAUGAUGUUCGAUCAAUUCUACCUCCAACAUUCUAUCGGAACUGGAUCUUCUCGACGUCUACACCGUGCUAAGCCUGAUCUUUCAUCCCAAUCUCUAGACCCACAAUUCAUAACUGAGAUAUCUACCGAGAAACUUAUGGAAACUAUUCAGAAAACUUGUGCUAACGAUGAAGACGUAUCCGUUAUGGAAAUGUUUGUUAAAUUUAAUAAUCAUCUAUUAAAAACGAACUUUUUCUUAACUACAAAAGUCGCUUUAAGUUUUCGGUUUGACCCUUCAUUUUUAGACCAAGCUCAAUUUGGAGAUCCUCUAUACGCUAUGAUCAUGUCUGUCGGUAAUGAAUUCAGAGGUUUCCAUUUGCGCUUUAGAGACGUUGCUCGUGGUGGAAUCCGUUUGAUCAAAUCUGCAAAUUCCGAGGCUCUUAAUCUUAAUGCUCGUGGACUGUUUGAUGAAAACUAUAAUUUGGCUAAUACGCAGAUGCUCAAGAAUAAAGACAUACCUGAGGGAGGUGCCAAAGGUGUUAUUCUUUUGAAUCUCAAGUAUCAAGAUAAGCCUGCAUUGGCUUUCCAAAAAUAUAUUGACAGCAUCGUUGAUUUGCUAAUUCCAAAUGAACAAGAGCAAAUAGUGGACAAGUACGGUAAGCCGGAAAUAUUAUUCAUGGGACCUGAUGAGAAUACUGCUGAUUUGGUAGACUGGGCAACCUUCCAUGCACGUAAUCGUAAAGCUCCUUGGUGGAAAUCUUUCUUCACCGGAAAAAGCCCUAGUAUGGGAGGUAUUCCACAUGAUAAAUAUGGAAUGACUUCCCUUUCAGUUCGUCGUUAUGUGGAAGGCAUCUAUAGAAAAUUGAAUCUCGAUCCAACCAAGUUAAGUAAAAUCCAGACUGGAGGUCCCGAUGGUGAUUUGGGUUCUAAUGAAAUAAAACUUUCCAAUGAAAAUUAUAUUGCUGUGAUUGAUGGAAGUGGUGUUAUCUAUGAUCCGGCUGGUCUGAAUAAAUCAGAACUUUUGCGCUUAGCCAACGAGAGAAAGAUGAUUGAUCACUUUGAUACCGCUAAGCUUAGUGCUGAAGGCUACAGGGUGUUAGUCAAAGAUAACAAUGUUAGACUUCCGAACGGGGAAGUUGUAAACAAUGGAACCACUUUCCGAAAUACUGCUCAUCUUCGUUAUAAGGCAGAUGUGUUCGUUCCUUGUGGUGGACGUCCUGGUGCCAUAAACAUCAACAAUGUUGAUCAACUAAUUAAUGAAGCUGGAAAACCUAAAAUCAAAUACUUGGUGGAAGGAGCUAAUCUAUUCGUAACUCAAGAUGCCAAGACUGUUUUAGAAAAAGCAGGAGUAGUUGUGAUUCGUGAUGCUUCCGCCAACAAGGGUGGUGUGACAUCUAGCUCAUUAGAAGUUUUAGCAUCCUUAUCCUUUGACGAUGCCUCCUUUAUAGAGAAUAUGUGCGUGCGUGAUGGAAAAGAACCAGCAUUUUACACGGAUUAUGUGAAUGAAGUGAAAGAGAUAAUUCAGGAAAAUGCCAACAUGGAGUUUGAAUGUCUUUGGGAGACCCAUAAAAAGCAAAAGAUAACUUACACCAGCCUGAGUAGUAAGCUUUCUGAAUUGAUUGUCAAGUUGGAUAAUGAGAUUUACAAAUAUGAAAAGUUAUGGUCCAAUAAACAAUUCCGGAAUCUUAUCCUAGCCAAAGCAAUUCCCAAGACUCUCCAGAAAAAGAUUGGACUUAGUCAAAUAAUUGAAAGAGUUCCCGAAGCAUACUUGCGCGCUAUUUUCUCAAAAUACUUAGCUAGUCAUUUCGUUUAUCGCUAUACCACUUCGGGAGAUCCCUUCGCGUUCUUCGAUUUUAUUUCUACUGAACUAGCUAAAGUUCAUGCUUAAAUUAUACCUGUGUCGUAUCUCUUCAAAAAUCUCAAAUUUCGUUGCUGUUACUGAGUCAGUAAGAAAGCUUUUUUUUUUCUUCUAUUUAGUGCUUUGUUUGUUUUUUUGUUACUCUUAUAUUUUAGAUACAAAUUAUUACGGUAAAGGAAUAUUUUCACCAUUAAACAAAAAGAAUAAUGAAUAUAUGAUUGAAGAAAUACUUUUGGAGUAACCGAG
Schizosaccharomyces cryophilus OY26 is the source of this 4933-nucleotide messenger RNA. RefSeq names its product NAD-dependent glutamate dehydrogenase Gdh2. Gene Ontology annotation, cellular component: mitochondrion. Lineage: Eukaryota; Fungi; Ascomycota; Schizosaccharomycetes; Schizosaccharomycetales; Schizosaccharomycetaceae. The transcript has a single exon. Gene Ontology annotation, molecular function: L-glutamate dehydrogenase (NAD+) activity. The record is from RefSeq and is a predicted model, not a curated record. Bases 1346 to 4717 code for a protein of 1123 amino acids.